This is a messenger RNA of Anneissia japonica, 1316 nucleotides long. Its product is annotated as BLOC-1-related complex subunit 5-like. The record is from RefSeq and is a predicted model, not a curated record. The transcript has 5 exons. NCBI's taxonomy places the organism in Eukaryota, Metazoa, Echinodermata, Crinoidea, Comatulida, Comatulidae. Gene Ontology annotation, biological process: organelle transport along microtubule; positive regulation of anterograde synaptic vesicle transport; lysosome localization. The coding region runs from base 155 to 826 and encodes 223 amino acids. Gene Ontology annotation, cellular component: cytoplasmic side of lysosomal membrane; synaptic vesicle membrane; BORC complex.
AAAACUAGGCCUAACUGUCGUCUCAGAGUUGUUGCUCUGUAGCUAAUAGGUCUAGCCUAGUUUGAAAGUAAUUUUAGGCACUUUUGUCGAUUAAAUCAAUGCUUUGGUGAUAGUCCACAUUUUAUACAGUUUUAUUGAGGGGAUAAAUAGAAAUAUGGGUGCGCAGCAGAGUCAACCACUCUACAACCUUCCCCCACUUGCUUCAGAAGAUGUUCCAUAUACAUCAUAUUCUGUUGAAAGGCAAAAGUCACAGAGAGAUUCCAGGGAGUUUCAUCAAAGAAAUCAACAGGUGACUGUUAAGUCACAAGAUGUGACUUCUAAGAAAGCUAAUGAUAUAGUUGUAGUUGCAGAGGGAUCCUCUCCCAAAUUAGAUUCUGGUUUAAAUGUUGAACUGCAAAAGAUGCAUGAUAUACCAACUUUCCUGCCAAUUAUGAGAGGAACCCUAAAUGUCCCGAGUAUGGAAGAUCCAAAUGUGUUGGAUAAACUAGAUUCAAGUAAACUUUAUGCUCUUUCGGUACGAUAUCAAGAACAUCUCAAAUCAUGUUCAGAAGCUGUGACCUUUGACCAGAAUUCUCUGACACAACGAGUGAAAGAGAUUGAUUCAGAAAUCAGUGCAAUAACAAAUACAUUAUCUGAACGGCAAAAGAAAUUUGCAAAAUAUGCAGAACAUAUUCAGAAGAUAAAUGAAAUGUCAUCAACAGUGAAACGUAUCCAGAUGGCUGUUGAUCAGCUUAUACCAACAAUGAACAUGCUUAACUCAAUGUUGCCAGAAACAGAAAGAUUAGAACAAUUCAAAAUGAAGAACGAGGGAACAGGACGAAGGUAGCAGUAAGAAUCAUUUGGCUAUUGUGUGAAAACUUACUGGAUAAACUGACUAAUUGCGACUCUACCUUUAAGAACACCACCAUGACAAAAAUAGAACUGUUCGUCCAUCUCAGCAAACCACAGUUCCUACCCAUAGAACAUUCUCAUUCCUUUGUCGACGUUCUUUGGGCAUGCUGAGGGGAUGGGGGUGUUCUAAAAUGAACUGGGAUUAUUAGUAGGUUUAUCCAGUUAAGAAUCUCACUCAAAGACUUCCAAACUAUGUCACUUCUGGUAUGUGUAAAGUAUAUAAGUUGAUUCUCAAGGAAAGCUGAGUAAGGUUGUUUCUCUUCAAAGAUAACAUAUGUAUACUGUAUUUAAUGACAAGUCAGUGAAAGCAAUAUUAGAAAUAUAAAAUGAAAUACUGUAUAAAUUAAUUGACUUGCUGUAUUUCGAAAACAUAUUAAACAAAUAUUGAAAAUAUGUAUGAAUAAAUAUUAUUUGAGUUUUUUAAA